AUGGCCUGUUGGGGAAUCUGGUGUAGUAGGAACGAACAUGUUUGGCAAGGGGUGGUGUUUGACAUGGAUGUAAUGCUACGCAUGGCUAUAAACUUCUGGCAGAAUUGGCAGCACGCGAAUGUGACGCAACAAACUGGGAAUCCUUGCACUGGGGAUGAUAGAUGGUCACGGCCAGCGGUUGGGAGGCUGAAGCUCAAUACAGAUGCUGCUCUAAACACAUCAACGAGUUCUAUGGGCUUGGGUUGGGUGCCGCGGGAUCAUGAUGGCACAUUCAUGGCUGCGAAGAAUAUGCGAUUAACAAGUGUCUUCACUGUUAAUGAGGCUGAGGCAGUCAGUUUACGUGAAGCUCUGAGUUGGAUUAAGGAUACUGGAAUGGGCAAUAUUGAUGUAGAAAUGGACUCCCAAACUGUUUUUUAUUCCCUUACAUCUUCCUCUUUUAAUUCUUCGUUUGGUCUUUUAGUAGAGGAUAUUAAAGAAUUGGCAUCACUCAUACACGAUGUGCAAUUCCGUUUUGUUAGACGAUCUGCGAAUUGUGCCGCCCACACUGUUGCCAGGGAGGUCUUUUCAGAGUCAGGUUGUGGAGAGUUGUUAGAUGCCCCUCCAAUGUAG
Molecule: messenger RNA, 609 nt
Organism: Ipomoea nil (Japanese morning glory)
Lineage: Eukaryota; Viridiplantae; Streptophyta; Magnoliopsida; Solanales; Convolvulaceae
Exons: 2
Coding region: 1-609 (202 amino acids)
Molecular function (GO): nucleic acid binding; RNA-DNA hybrid ribonuclease activity
Source: RefSeq, a predicted model, not a curated record